Mercenaria mercenaria is the source of this 2444-nucleotide messenger RNA. RefSeq lists its product as uncharacterized. The transcript has 6 exons. The record is from RefSeq and is a predicted model, not a curated record. NCBI's taxonomy places the organism in Eukaryota, Metazoa, Mollusca, Bivalvia, Venerida, Veneridae. Bases 1 to 1047 code for a protein of 348 amino acids.
AUGACACAGCGGGUUACAUGGCAUUCUCCAUUCUUCGCAACUGGCAUCAUCACUGCACGUGUGUAUGUUAUCAAGUCGCCUACAUUCCAUUUGUUUAUGGUACCUGGGGUUUUAAAAGAAGGAGAAACCGUUAACAUUACUUGCGUAGUGAAAAAUGGCAGGCCUGCUCCUAAAGUACAUAUAGACGUUUCUGGUACGGAAGUGACAUCUGCUGUCCAGACGGAUUAUUUCAAUUCUUCCACCUCUUUAAACACUAAUACUGUCUCCCUGACAACAUUCGAGCCAAUCUGGAACAGAGAAAACAUCACAUGUUGUCGUUACAGUGAAUGGUACAAGAUCACCAGAGAGUGUUCCCCGCCAAAACAGGUCAAUUUUUUGUAUGCGCCUGUUGAAUUCAACAUAUCUGGUUCAGUAUUGAAUAUUUCUGAAGAAGAACAGGCAUAUGUAAAGUGUUCAGUCAAAAGCUUACGCACCUUCAACCUUUCAUGGGUGGAACAUACUGAUGAUGGAAACAUGUAUCAAAAGCACUGUCUUAUGAAAACAGACUGCGUGAUAGUAAUUGAUGCGUAUCGUAUUUCACAAUGGCAUUUGAAUUGCCAGGCCAGCUCUUUACAGACAACCGAUAAGAAAACAUUGACAGUUAACAUUUAUGAGAAAGCUGAGCAACGUUUCAACAUCCAGGAUACCUCUGGUUAUUGGGGCAACUCGUUUAUCUGGAUCAUUAUAAGUUCUUUUUUAACUGCUGUCCUUAUUGGUGUAUUCAUCGCAUGUCUAGUUGCAAUAAAGAAACUGAAGACCGCUAAAGCACAAUCGGAAGCAAAUCAAGUGAGGCACAGAGGAAAUGUUGGUGGAACGAGGAACGAUGUAGAACUGGAAGAUCGUGUGUAUGAAAAUUCAAGCAGGAACGAUGUAGAACUGGAAGAUCGUGCGUAUGAAAAUUCAAGCAGGAACGAUGUAGAACUGGAAGAUCGUGCGUAUGAAAAAUUGAAUGAUACCAGGCAUGCAACUGGGCAAUCGGAAACAUUUUAUUCUCAAUUAUCUUCAUAGACUCGCCAAUAAGAAAUAGAAAGUAUUGAUCUAGUGAUAGCAAUAGACAGGUCAUGUGUCUUGAGAAAAAGUCAAAAUGUAAUUAAUAUCCCUAUCUCACAUGCAAUUUGGGGAAAAUGUCCAACAAAAUAUUGUCCUAGCUGUUGAAAUGGACAGAAAUAGUUAACUUUUUGAAGUAUAUUGACUUGACCAAAGAUUAACAUUUCUUAAUUAUGUGAAGAACGUCAGUCCAACAUGUAUUUUGAAGAUAGAAAUACCCUAUUUAUCUACAAAACAUUGUACAUACAAGAUUUGUGAAUAACCCUUUCUUGUAAUACAAUGAGCCUAUAUUAGAAAAACAAAAAUUGUAUUCAUUAUGUGGCUUUAAGUAGAUUAAAGUACACUGGAAAUUUCCAUAUUUUGAUCUCAAUUUUACAACACAAAUAGAAAAUUUUAAAUAUAAUAUUAUGUACUUGUAGAGAUGUAUAAGAAUGCAUGUACAAUUUUGAAAUCACAUUUGAAUCAGCAUGUAGGAAUAGAAAUGGAAAAUUAUUGUUCUAAAUAAAAACCAUCAACUGUGUUAUAUCACUUGACAAGCUUAAUUACGGCGAACAACUUACCCUUGUAUCAUACUGAGAGGGUUGAGGGUUGGGAGCUUCAAACAAUUGUAAUGAACACUGGAUAGAAAUGCUGUUCACACAAAUCCAUAGCGUAUUUUUACUUUCAGAAACUUUAAGGUAUUAGAUCCCUAAUAGUAAUGUUUACAAAAUGGCAUUUGCUUUGUAUAUUCUUAAAGAUGACCGUGUUUCGCACUUUUUUUCAAUUUUCAAACAACAUUUACCGUGCCGUUUUUAUAUAGUUUGUAUAACUUAUAGUUUCUCCUCAAGCUCAACUAGAGACGAAUUUGUGAUGGCCACUACUGAGAACGUUUGCAGAGAACUCAUCUUACCAUUAAUUUCAAUAAAAGAAACAUCAAACUAUUGGUAAACAAUUAUAAAACACAAAAUAAAUAUCAAUAUCAUUUUUUCUAGGGUGCCUUAAGUAAACGGAUUUAAUGAGACAGAAUUCUUACUUCAACUUUGAAAAGAUAAGGUCGAAUCCUGUGUUUCUAUUUGAAUUUUGCUUAUUUCAUUCAAAAAUAACUUUUGGGCAGACGUAAAACCUACCUAAAUUUCUUCCACGAUAUAUAAUCUAAAGAGCGAAAGCAAAAUAGAGAACUUUUACCGCAUGUAACUUAAUAUUUUAAAGAUGUGUAACUCUACUCCUUCUCUUUAAGUAGUAAAAUCACUUUGAACAGCAAUAUCAAAUUGAUUUUUGUACAAUAAAUGAAUCACAUGUCUUAAAAGAAGUAAACACUUACUAGAAAAAAAAAGAAAAUAAGGAAAAAUCAUUGGUUCCAGUAGGGCUUGAACCUACAC